CUGGCGAAUAGCGUAGCAGAAAAGGAUCCGUAUAAAGAAAAAAAGACAGGUUGACCUUAUAUUUUUGGGGGGCGCUAACCCUGGUGAGAAUCAACACCCAAAUAUUUGAAAAAGAUGCAUAAAUAAAUUUAAUUUAGAUGAUACAAUUUCAAUAGAUAAAAAUAAUUUACUUUCUCUCAUUGUGACAAACAGUAAUCGGUAGCAUGGUUAUCUUGGAGGAAAAGGGAGAUAGAAAAAUGAAACAUAGAACGAGACGAGGAGAGCGUUGGGAGGUAUGAUUUAAUAUGUGUUGUACGGGACAUUUCAACAACAAGUUCUAGUCUCUUAGCUGAUUGCUUGAGCGAUUCAAUAUUAUUUUCUGUCAAUGAUAAAGUUGCAGCGGAUAUUCAUGUGAAAAACUGAUAACAAACAAAAAAUGUUUGGUUAUGGGUGAAUUAAAAGUGAAAAUGUAGUGUGUUGUGUAGGAGACUCAGAAAUGUCCCAUACGACACACAACUUUUUCACCUCUAAUUCAACCAUGGACAACUUAUUUUUGUUGGUUGUCAUUUUUUUAAAUCAUUAUCCAGGAGUACUUAAAAUUAGUACCAUAAAAAAAUUGAAGUUGUUUGUUUGGACAGCAGAUUGAAAAAUGUGUGAAAAUGGCUGAUUUUGCUAGCAUGGGAUCGCCCUUAUAGGAAAAAAUAAAUUCAUGGUGAAAUCUGCUACAUGUACCUUUUUCAAGAGAGUUUCAGUUAUAAAUAAGUCACUUUUUAAAAAUAUAAUUUGUACAUGUAAAUAUUGUAGGCUUCCCUUUUCCUGUAAUUAUAACUUAGUCAUAAUUUUUGUUUACUUAUCUUGCUAACUCUUUCACCUUUUAAUAGUGUACAUGUAAUGCCCAGUUGAGUAUUAAAAAAUGUGCAAUAUCAAUGUACAAUUCUUAUUAUUGUUAUUAUUAAAAAUAUUCUAAAAUUUAAUAUAGCAAUUGAAUCAAUGAAGAGGGAGAAGCUUUGAAUUCAUAAUAGAUUAAACAAAUAUUUUGUGAUUUUUUUUAUUUUGUACCAAAAAACCCAACAAUUUAAGAUUUUAAUUAUUUUAUACUUGAAUUUAAGGUGUCCUUUUCCAUACUAAACUUUGUUCAUUUACAAUUCACAAAAUCAACGAACCUGACAUUUUAUACAGAGCUAUCAGACCAAGUCUGUGUGUUUGGUUUGGUUCGGAAGUACCAUGCUCAGCGAAAUUCCUUUUAGUUGGGCGGUUCAGCUACAGCACUAGUUCCACAUCAGAUGAUCUGAUAUCAUGAAGUUCAUUUCAACAAUAAUGUGAGGUGUUUACUCAUGGAAAACAAAUUAAAUAUUUGCAGUGGAAUUGAAACUUUUAUUUUCUUGAUGUUUAGAUGCCAGAAGAAGUACCAGAAUGGGGAGUUCAAAUCCACCGUGGUCUAUAUGAUUCUUUGAGGAGUAAACUAGGUGAAGCUCAACGUGACCCAACCCUGAGACUUGUAGCUACAAUGUUGAGAAGUUUUGGAGUUGAUUGGGCCCUAGGACAGACUGGUGAUAAGAGAAAAUUUUUCCUUCUGCUUGUGCACCUUGCUUGUGUGGAGACAAGGAUGACUCUUGAAAAUACUAGCCCACAAUAUAUCCACUCCAAGACAUCUGUUCUUCUAUCCUGUUACACAUUACUGGAGGUUAGCAUUCAAUAUUUGACAUGUGGACCAUCAUUGGAGCUUGAUCGACAGCAGGUUAUACAAUUACAUUCAGCGAUGACUGGAGCAUUCAGUGCUCUUAUGUUUUAUAUGAAUUCAGUCAAAGAUCAAGAAGAACAGAUAACCAAUGCACUGAUGAGAGCCACUGUUCAUGUUUUAACUGUUUGGUUGGCUGAGGAGACUACUGCUUUAAGACAAGAAGUCUACAAACUUCUCCCCUUCAUCCUCAAAGUUGUUCAAAAAUCUUAUAAGGAGGUUGCCCAGGCAAUGGUCUGUACAUCACCAUCAUCAACAUCAACAUCUCUCAGCGACAUCGGAUCUCUGUCUACGGCUCCUUCAACUUCUUCUAUCCCUUCAUCAUCGAUCCCAUCAACCUCAACCCCAUCUACCAGUACACUACCACCAUACCCUUCAUGGGAGUCUGAUCUACCGGUAGUAGCUCCACCUGCUAAGGAUCUGUUCAGGCUCCUACUACCAGCCCUAUGUCAUCUCACUGCUGAGGAUGAACCAAGGAGGAUCUUGAGGGAGUGCAAAGGUUUAGAGCUUCUCCUGGAAUACUUUGCAUAUCACUGGAGACUGGUCAAUGAACUCAAGAGAAAAGAGUCAGAGACCAUUGCCGAUCGAAUCGAUACCGACCGCGAGAUCGACGACUCGGAGGCCACAGACAUAGGUAUCGCAAAUCCUUUUCGAGUGUGGCUGGAGGCCCUGAUUACCGACAAAUAUCCGUACCGAUUUCCGAAGUCCGACAACCAUUAG
Molecule: messenger RNA, 2437 nt
Organism: Lytechinus pictus (painted urchin)
Lineage: Eukaryota; Metazoa; Echinodermata; Echinoidea; Temnopleuroida; Toxopneustidae
Product: neurochondrin-like
Exons: 6
Coding region: 1373-2437 (354 amino acids)
Biological process (GO): regulation of neuronal synaptic plasticity; neuron projection development
Cellular component (GO): dendrite
Source: RefSeq, a predicted model, not a curated record